Molecule: messenger RNA, 498 nt
Organism: Guyanagaster necrorhizus
Lineage: Eukaryota; Fungi; Basidiomycota; Agaricomycetes; Agaricales; Physalacriaceae
Exons: 6
Coding region: 1-498 (165 amino acids)
Source: RefSeq, a predicted model, not a curated record
AUGCAAAGUUGGGAGGCACAUCCGGUUCGUUCACAGGACAAUGCAGACACCAUGAACCCGAAGGUCAUCGUUGACGAUAUUGCCCAUCGCCACGCUUGGGCUUCGUUUGAAGACCAAUCUUACGACCUUAUAAUGGAGCACACAUGCAGGACUUGUAUGUCGAAAAGAGGCCGAAAAGGUACGACGACAUCUAAGAGCACACUUCUCGCUGGGUGUCUGCCGCCCUGCGUCAUCUUGCGUUUUCUAUAUGACAUCGUCUUCGUAUCCAUUUUGCGGCAGCGCAUUGAAUUCGACAUAGACGCGGAUACCAACUCUAUUCGCCCCAAAGGGCUACAUCCAUAUCAAGAGGCCCUUAUCCCAAGAAAGCUCCACCCGUGCAAUGCCAUCCUGUCAGACGAGAUUUUGUCUGAACCUGGAAACCUCAACCACGCCAGAAGCGACCGGGAUUUGCGAUACCCAUGGGAGGACGCGCAGACGCAGAAUAGCAAGUCAAUUUGA